Spodoptera exigua (beet armyworm) is the source of this 645-nucleotide messenger RNA. The record is from the annotation of a GenBank genome assembly. Lineage: Eukaryota; Metazoa; Arthropoda; Insecta; Lepidoptera; Noctuidae.
AUGUGUGAAUGUGAGUGUGAGUGUGACUGUGACUGUAAGUGUGAGAGUGAGUGUGAGUGUGAGAUUGAGUGUGAGUGUGAGUUUGAAUGUGAGUGUGAGAGUGAGUGUGAGUGUAAGUGCGAGUGUGAGUGUGAUUGUCAAAGUGAUUGUGAGUGUGAGAGCGAGUGUGAGAAUGAGUGUGAAUGUGAGUGUGAAUGUAACUGUGACUGUGAGUGUGAGUGCGAGUGUGAGAGUGAGUGUGAUUGUCAAAGUGAUUGUGAGUGUGAGUGUGAAAGUGAAAGUGAGUGUGAGAGUGAGUGUGAGAGCGAGUGUGAGAAUGAGUGUGAAUGUGAGUGUGAAUGUAACUGUGACUGUGAGUGUGAGUGCGAGUGUGAGAGUGAGUGUGAUUGUCAAAGUGAUUGUGAGUGUGAGAGUGAGAGUGAGAGUGAGUGUGGGAGUGAGUGUAAGUGUGAGAGUGAGAGUGAGUGUGAAAGUGAGUGUGAGAGUGAGUGUGAAAGUGAAUGUGAAAGUGAGUGUGAGAGUGAGUGUGAAAGUGAGUGUGAGAGUGAGUGUGAAAGUGAGUGUGAAAGUGAGUGUGAGAGUGAGUGUGAGAGUGAGUGUGAGUGUGAGAGUGAGUGUGAGUGUGAGUGUGAGUUUGAAAAGUGA